GAGAAUGCAGCUCCCUCCCUUCAUUACAAAAAUGGGAGUCUAUGAGUUUACAACACUGCAUAUGAUGUCAUAUUUAGCUCAUGUGUUGAUGAACUCUCCUGAAAUUUUUUAUAAAUCUUAAAAACAUUUUUUUAAUUAUAAGGGAUGGCUUUUCAGGAGGGGAAUAUAUUUUUUAAAUGAAGGCAAUGUAAAAAUAAGAGAUCAAUUCAAAUAAAAUUAAAAAUUGAAAAGAGAAAACCUAUGAUGUAUGAUCCUCAGAAUAAUGUGGGUAUAUGGAAGGGAAUCAGGAUGUGCUCCCUGAAUCCCAUUAAGAAAAAAUGAAGACUUUAUCUUGGGGAGCAGCCAGUAUUUAGUCUCUGGAGUGUUCAACAAAAAGAAUAGCUUGUUGGAGUAUAUCUGUGCAUAGGAUUAAUUUUUUUUUUUGCUUCAAGGGACAUGUCAGACUUUUUCUAUAAUGACUGCUGAUGAAUCAUUUGGAGCUUCCCAUAUCUGAUAAUGCAUCAUGGGUCCAGGUGCCAUUGUUCUGCCAAUGUGCCAGAUAAAAAGUAAGGUAACUUCUUCCUGAGUAAAUACUCAGAACUUACUAUUUUCAGGAAAUAAAGAUAACCAACAGAAGAAAGAAAGAUGAGCUGAGCCCAACAGAGCACAAAUGAAAGACUGAUAAUGGAGUAAAGUAGACUUUGAAACCACAUGGCGGUAACGUGGAAAGAUAACACAAAGUCACUAGACUUCUGUAAGCCAUGGAUAAAGAGGCAAAUUUAUGUUAGAGUAUCCCAAUUGGUUGCUACUGUGAGAAUUAAUAAGGAUAUUACUUUGCAUAUGGUUCCUGGACCUGGACCUGGAAAUACUCAAGGACUACUGAAUUUAUUAUGCCAUAAAGGAAUCCAACAAGAGAUUGUUUUGCUUUUUUCAGGAAAUUUUCUCCAUUACCUUGUACAGGUAGGUUUUAGGCUGUGAUAAGCUAACGAUUUUUUAGAGGGUCAAAGUUGGUAGUGGAAUACUAAUAGUUGGGGCUGAUGUGCAGAGAUGGGUGGGGCAACUGACUGCUGGUGGACAAAGGACAACUAGCAUUUUAUGAUGUCAAGGACAAUUCAGAUCCCUCACCUGGGAUAAAGGCACCGAAAGGCUCAGUCUGGCUACUGGUGUCUAAGUUGGCAGGAGUGAAUGUCAUUGUUUUCAAAACUGAGUGAAUUUUACUUGAAGCUACCUUUUUCUUUCUUACUUAGGGACUCAGUCCCUUUCCAGCCUCCCCCCUUGGGGAAGUUUGUAACCACCAGAAUCUACCAGCUAGAAUUGAACUGGCUGAGACUACUGAUCACCAGAGAAAUCCUAAAGACGUCACAUGGGGAGGAGACGGCAUGGAUUAUUUCCUAAUGCCGCAGAUCUGGUCCAUUUCCCCCGGAAAGCCUUCUUUAACCAGGCCACGUCGGUGCUGGUGCCCUGCCCCCCGCACUGGAUUUCGCCACUGUGGGAACAAGAGUACCCUAAGUCCAGAGCUGAGCGGAUACCCUACCUCAAACACGAGGCCAGAAUCCCCGAGCCAUUGGUGUCACCCUACAAUUGGGCCAAACCUGUCGAUUCUCAGCGACUCAACCAGGCGGCCUCAGCGACACGACUGCCCUUGGUGGAACACAAGGCUGUGCCAUUCCCCCAUCUUCAUCCCCAAGAUGUGAACAAGGCGACGUCACACCACAAACACCCUUCAGCCAACUCAGUCUUGGCUAAGCCCAAAGCUGACUUCAGAUCCAGGGGGACGUCGGUGCCUCUGACAUCGGCCAGGAAGCACCUGGCUCUGCUGGACUCCAAACAGCACCCCAAAGGUCCGCUGGACUCCAGCCACAGGGCGGAGGCUCCGUCAGGUCCCAGCUACUUCCCCAAGAUCUUCGCGGACUGUGACCAGCGGCCUGAAGAUCGCAGUCGCCCCCCCAGCCAGAGGGCCCAGUCUUCAAAAUUCCAUUACCACAAGGCCGAAUUUCCAUUCAUGAGCAACAGGUCCGCGGUCCCUGGAAGCAAAGCUUUCCCCAAGGGCCAAGCCAAGGGCGCCCACAAAGCAGGGAAAACAAUUCACUCAUUUGAAGCUUUGCCCAGGCCCAGGAUCCAAGGCAAGGUUCCGACCGCGAAGUACCAUCCCGCAGGCCUGCCCUCCUCACGCCUUGACUACUGGUGCAGGGCCACCUCGCUGAAGACGGCUGACCACUGGGUGCAGGCCAAGACUUUCAAGGUUUCCAAUUGCAAGCACAGCCUUAAGGAGACGGUAUCGCUGCUACGAUGUAUUGACAACCGCUCCAAGGAUCGAUCCGCACUUUUAAUCAAUCUGAACGGGAGAGCCAGGGCCUCCACUGCGUGCCCGUCCUGUCCGCAGCACUGGUCCAUCGCCACAGCUUUGCCAUCGCCAGGUCCGAAUCAUCAGGCCGGGGCCACUCUGUCCCGAGACCUCAAUCCGGGGGAAGCUCCUUUAUUCGCUCUGGAAGAUCCCUGUCCUGGAAUCACCUCCUCCCCCUUCGCUGAGGCUCCACUGGGCCCUGAUUACACGGCCGAAGACCCCCACGCACCCCCCUUGCUCUCUGAAAGCCAGGUUUCUCUAACCAUGAUUCCAGUCUGUUUAGAGUGCGGCAAGGCAACACAGGACGCUCAACCUGAGGCCACAACCCUGCCCUUCCCGCCCCGUCAGAAGAGCACGUCUGUGGGCUCCACUGUACACAUUGCACCCUUAGAGCGUGGCCCAGGCUCGGAUGCUCAGACAGCACCAUCCUUCGACUACCACCAAAACACAAAGGCGGGAAGAAGUCAGGACUACCUGAUCAGAGUUCUCCAAGGCAUGAACCCCAAGAAACGAACUCCUAAGGGCUCGGGCCACCUGGCCCAGCCCCUGCCUAGCAACGGACACACAGCUGAACUUGCUGCAGCAAAGCCAAAUGGCCCACAGACUAUACUGCCAACAGGCCAUGACAACCAAGAUUCAUCUCGACUAGAUCAGGGCUCCGCCUGGAUAUUAUCUCCAUCCGACACGGAGUGCAGAACCACAUAUUCACCUAGUCCUGAUGACCCCCAGGCUAAGCAUGUGCAAGGCUGUCAUAACCGGGUCACGCCUCAAGAACGACCAAACCAGGGGGACACGAAGGCACCAGGAGCAGAACAUCAGGCUGUCACUCUCACACACCAAGAUCAAGAGGAUAAGCUAUCGAUAGGGAUAGAAAUCCAAAACAAAGCGUAUCAGGUUCAUCUAAGACCACCCACACUGGACCCAGAACCACAGGAGGUAAAUCCACACAGGAGUGACCCCCAGAUGACACCUCCACCCAGGUAUGACUAUAGGGUUACUGAUGCACCAGACCCACAUGCCCCACUCCAUGCAGAACUGGAGCAGCAAGAAACAAUGGCACCAGAAAUUCAACCCUGGGGGCCAGCUCCCAUAGACCAAGGAGACUGGGAAACAUCUCCACCAAGCACAACAGACCCCAAGGACUCAGGGCUUUCUGGGACUGAACAUGGGACAACACCUCCAUCCAGUUCUGAUCCAAGGGCCAUAAUACCACCCAGACUUGAGCACCAAGCCAAAGAUGCCCCAGAUGCCGGUGCCCAGGCCAUACUUCAAACUGAACAAGAAUGUGAAGCAUUGCCACCAGGAAUAAACCACCAGGUCAUGACUCUUGUAGACUUAUCACACAAAGUAGUGAUCUCACUGAACCUAGGUCUCCAGAACAUAGCUCUUCCAGAAUACCAAACCAUAGCACCCCAAAGCAUUGACCAAAAGACUAAGGAUGCACUUGGUAGCAGUGCUCAGAUCUUCCUUCAGAAUAAACAGGACCAUUGGCAAGCAAUACCACUUGGAACAGAUAAUAGGGUGACAACUAUAGAAGUCCAGGAUCGUGAAGCAAUACUUUCACUCAAUCCAGAAUGUCAGGUCACUCUUCUACUAAGAACGGAUCACCAAAGAGACUCUGUUUCGGAUGCCAGUGACAAGGCCUCAGAGGUCCGACUAAAACUAUCACAAAGAGAGAUGCCACAAGAAUACUACCAGUAUACAUCUCUCCCAACACCGCAUGAACGGGGGACACCUUCACUACUCAUAGAACUCCAAGAAGUAACUCUAUCUGAUCCCAGUUCUCAGAAUAAACAGCAAUCCAUCCCUGACCACCCAUCAGAAACUGUCCCAGACCCCAAUACUUGGGCCGUACCUCCAUUAGAUCCAUACCACUCAGGAAAAAUAUUAAUGGGGUCAGGGGAGGGCACAUCUUCAUCUGGUCCCAGACCCUCUUUGACUCUUCUAUCCAGUCCUAAAAAUGAGACUGAGGCUAAAUUAUAUGUUACUAACCCCAAGGGCACAAUUCCAUGUCUAGAUGAGAAGAAAACAGUUCCACCAAGCUCAAAAUAUAAGGCCCAAAUUCGAUCAGUUCCUAAAUGCCCAAGUGAGAUUUCAAUGGACUGUGACCCCUACCUUGAAGAUGAACUGAGCUCUAAGAAUCUAGAUGAAGUUCAACCUGGGCUUCAACACCAGACCCAUUCUAGGAAAAACUUCAUACAAACUCCAUGGUGUUUAAAUUACAUCAAGCCAUACACCAUUGAGGGGGGUGAUGUCCCUGAAAAAAUUGUUGAGAACAUCAUUAGUUCCAUCCCUCAGGACAAAUUAAAAAGUGACAUCUGUAAAAAGAGUAUCUUACAGAAGAUGAAGAGGGGGUCCUCCCUGUAUGGUGACCAGGACAUCCCACUGGAUUAUUCAGUGUGCCUAAUUUGUGCCUCCUGGAUCCCACAUGGAUGUCCCCAUGUUUGGGGGAUGGAAAAUCCUUGUGAGAUAAAAUUGCUGGCCCUACCAAUGCCUCUGACCAGUUCUGAGGAGGUAGUAAAUGUGAAAUUUGUCCUCCAACUAAACCAGCCAACCAAAUAUCCCAUUUUUACCUUCCCAUACUCCCAUUACAAUUUCCCUAGUUCCAUAGCCCACCCAAUGAAUUCUCCAAUAUCUUCCCAUUCUGCCUUGGAACUCCCUGGGUUUUCCAGGAGAAAAUGGCUUAGCUUUAUGCUUGGCAGGGACUCCCAAAAGGGAAGGACCCUACCUACAAAACAAUGGCCAUACACAGAGAAAAUGGCCAUAAGAACAGAUGGCAGCAGAGAGGAAAGAACAUUAAAGGAACAUCGGACAUUUCUCAGGUCUCUACUAGGCAUUUUUCAAAAAAAGCAGAGGAAGAAUUAAAUUACCAUUAUAUCUCUCUGAAAGGAAUUGAUUCCCCUGGGUAUCUUUGAAACUUGUUUCUGAUUUUUGUCUCCCUCUGUUAUCCUACAAACUUUGACAGGGAGAUGGCAAUGCUCUUGUAUUUUCUUUUCAGUUUGAGUGUGGGGAACCAUUAGGGAUUCUUCUUGAGUAAUGAAAAGAGACAAUCUUCAUGCUUUCCCUUCCCUCUUAUUCCUUAUUUUAACUUCUAGAAAAGCAAAGACUCCCCUUAGAACAAAUUAAGUUAUUCUCUGCUUCCCCCUCAUAUUCUAUUUUAUAGCAUUUAAUGAAUAGGUUCCCUUCCCAAUAAGGCUUGGUAAAACUGACCAUAUUAUCCAGGAAUUUCUCUUCCUCACCCAAUCUUCACUCAAAUGGAAUCACAACCAAAAUUCUAUACUUUUAAUAGUUCAGCAUUUCAAAUGUCAUAAUUUCAUUAGAAUUCUGUACAAAUCUGAGGGAACAAUAGAUGGACAUUUUCAUCUUUUACUAAGGCCCCCAAAAUUCUACUUUUUGAUGAUGAACCCAUGGUUUCACCAGUGGUAUGAAGCAGUUCAUUGCUGGGACCUUAUGGGAGGUCACAAAGGAAAAUGACAUGAACUUGCCACUACUGAAAGCAAUCAACUUUUAUUAGCUUGUUUUAGAUCACAAGAAUAGGCUAUGUGUCUUCUUCACUGGAGAUAACCAAGAUUAAGAGCAUGAAAUAGAGAGACUAGAGAUAGAAAGGGAAAUGGACUAGGACAGCACCUUAACUUCCCAUCCUAGGGCAACAGAGGAGACCAAUGAAAGAAUAGGAACAUGGAAGAAUAGGAAAGGGAUAUGUCUAGGGAUAUAACUGAAGCCUCAGACUUGAUGGUCUGUAUACAGGCCAUAAUAUAAGUAGGAAGGAAUCCACGAAAGGCCUGCAAUAGACCACCCUUUGGACUCAAUACAUCAUCAUACCUGACUGUCACCAGUUCCAUGGAUUGGUCUCUUGGAAGUUUCCAGUUGGCAGAUUCUGUAGAAGGUGGGAGUCAUCUGGAAACACUCUUCUCAACUUUUACUCUCAGAAUACCUAGAUCCUUUCAAAACUCAGCUUAAAUUUCAAACUCUACUCAAGGUCUUUCUGAAUAGCCAUCCCUAUCUUCUAUUUUCUCCUCCCCAUAACCAAUAAUUUUCUAUUUCUCAUUAUUUUAGAACUUCUAGGUGUACAAUGUGUUAUUCCAUUGGAAUAUAAACUAAAUAGAGGGAGAUGUUUAAUUUUUGUACCUAGUUAGUAUAGUAUCUGAUAAAUAGUGUGCAAACAUGCCUCAAGAUAUUAUGGUUUCAGUUUCAGACCAAGAUAAAAUGAGUCAUAUGAAUUUUUUGGUUUCCCAGGGCCUAUAAAAGUUAUAUUUAUAAUAUAUUGUAGUCUAUUAAUUGUACAAUAUUAUGCCUAUAAAGGUAUGUGUUUUAAUUAAAAUACUUUAUUGCUAAAAAUGCUACCAUCGGAGCCUCCAGUAAGUGGUAAUCUUUUUGCUGCUGUAGGGUCUUAUCUGACUGAUCAGGAUGAUUGUUGCUGAAGGUUGGGGGUGGCUAUGGCAAUUUCUUAAAAUAAGACAAUGAAGUGUGAAAAAUUAAUUGACUUCCUUUCACUUAAACACUUAGAAGUCUUGUAGGGUUAAUACUUGACUUAAUUUCAAUUUUGUUGUGGCUCAGAGAAUAGGGAGGUCCCUGCAGAUGGAAAGAGAUGGGGAAUGGCUGGUAAGUGGAGCAGU
Molecule: messenger RNA, 6939 nt
Organism: Monodelphis domestica (gray short-tailed opossum)
Lineage: Eukaryota; Metazoa; Chordata; Mammalia; Didelphimorphia; Didelphidae
Source: RefSeq, a predicted model, not a curated record